Messenger RNA from Pelobates fuscus (common spadefoot toad), 3326 nucleotides. It is a transcript of the gene HSPH1, whose product is annotated as heat shock protein family H (Hsp110) member 1. The record is from RefSeq and is a predicted model, not a curated record. NCBI's taxonomy places the organism in Eukaryota, Metazoa, Chordata, Amphibia, Anura, Pelobatidae. The transcript is spliced from 18 exons. Gene Ontology annotation, cellular component: nucleus; cytosol. Gene Ontology annotation, molecular function: ATP binding; ATP-dependent protein folding chaperone. Bases 172 to 2712 code for a protein of 846 amino acids. Gene Ontology annotation, biological process: protein folding.
GGCGAGUGAUGCAAAAGCCGCAGUUUCUGGAAUCUUCCACGGGAGUGUAUAUGUAGCGGGACCGCCUCCUCCUCCCAGCCUCAGACACACAUUGACACAGGAGAGCGGCGCUCAGCACCGGACACAGCCCAGCCAGCCUGCCUUCCUCGCCCGCCCGCUCGCACUGUCGCCAUGUCGGUGGUCGGUUUCGACCUGGGCUACCAGAACUGUCACGUUGCCAUCGCCCGGGCCGGCGGCAUUGAGACCGUGGCCAAUGAAUUCAGUGACCGCUGCACCCCGGCUGUGGUAUCCUUUGGGACAAAAAACAGAACAAUCGGUGUUGCAGCUAAAAACCAGAUGGUGACCAACGCAAACAAUACUGUAUCAAGUUUCAAGAGGUUUCAUGGCCGUGCAUUUAAUGAAUCUUUUGUUCAGAGAGAGAAAAACAACUUGCCCUAUCAACUGGUCACAAUGAGGAAUGGUGGUGUUGGAGUUAAGGUGAUGUACAUGGAAAAUGAACACCUCUUCAGUGUGGAACAGAUAACCGCCAUGCUGCUCACAAAACUGAAAGAGACCGCUGAGAGCAAUCUUAAGAAACCUGUGACGGAUUGUGUCAUUUCUGUUCCGUCAUUCUUCACCGAUGCAGAGAGGAGAUCCGUACUGCAUGCUGCUCAGAUUGUUGGAUUGAACUGUUUGAAACUGAUGAAUGACAUGACUGCAGUUGCACUAAACUAUGGAAUUUAUAAGCAAGAUCUUCCAGGUCCUGAAGAGAAACCAAAAAUUGUGGUUUUUGUAGAUAUGGGUCAUGCUUCUUUCCAAGUCUCAGCCUGUGCCUUUAACAAAGGCAAACUAAAGGUUCUAGGAAGUGCUUCUGACCCAUACCUUGGAGGAAGAAGCUUUGAUGAAAGACUAGUGGAACAUUUCUGCAAAGAAUUUCAAACCAAAUAUAAGCUUAACGUGAAAUCAAAAAUAAGAGCCCUUCUGCGUCUUCACCAAGAAUGUGAAAAGCUGAAGAAACUAAUGAGCAGCAAUAGCACAGACCUUCCUCUUAACAUUGAAUGCUUUAUGAAUGAUAUAGAUGUAUCUGGACGCAUGAAUAGGUCUGAUUUUGAAAGCAUGUGCUCCGACCUCUUGCAAAGAAUAGAUGAUCCACUUGGGUCAUUGAUGGAACAGAUUCAGCUACAGGUUGAAGAUGUGAGUGCAGUGGAGAUCAUUGGAGGAGCUACCAGAAUUCCAGCUGUAAAAGAGAGAGUAGCCAAGUUCUUUGGGAAAGAUGUCAGCACAACGCUGAAUGCAGAUGAAGCUGUAGCAAGAGGAUGUGCUUUGCAGUGUGCAAUUCUGUCGCCAGCCUUUAAAGUACGAGAGUUCUCCGUUACUGAUGUGGUUCCUUAUGCUAUAUCUUUGCGUUGGAUUACUGCAGAAGAUGAGGCUGAAGGAGUACAUGAAGUCUUCUGUAAAAAUCACGCAGCUCCUUUUUCUAAAGUCCUAACUUUCUACAGAAAGAAUCCUUUCCAACUAGAUGCAUUUUAUUCUCAUCCCGACACAGUUCCUUAUCCAGAAGUGAAGAUUGGUCAAUUUAUUGUGCAGAAUAUUUCUCCCGCUAAAGAUGGGGAAAAGUCGAAAGUGAAGGUGAAAGUUCGAGUUAACACACAUGGGAUCUUUAGCGUGUCCACUGCCUCUGUGGUGGAGCGGAUAGAGGUAGAUGGGAGUGAAGAGCAGUCCGAUACUGACUUGGAAUCAAAAAACCAGGUUACUGCAAACACAGAAGCCGAAAAAUCUAUCCAGCAAGAAAACAGUGCCGCUGGAACACAGUCCCAGGUACAAACUGAUGAUUCACCCUCUCCUCCUCCACCCGAGCCUGCCAGUGAGGAACACAAAAUGGCCGACACUGAAAAAGUACCUGAAAAGAAAAGCGACCAGCCACCAGAGGCUAAGAAACCAAAGAUAAAGGUCAAGAAUAUUGAACUGCCUAUUGAGACAAAUUUAGUAUGGCAAUUGGGGAAGGACCUUCUUAAUAUGUACAUUGAGAAUGAGGGGAAAAUGAUACUCCAAGAUAAGCUGGAAAAAGAGAGGAACGAUGCUAAAAAUGCAGUAGAAGAAUAUGUCUAUGAAUUUAGAGAGAAACUCUCUGGACCAUAUGGGAGAUUCGUGUGUGAAAAGGAUUUAAGCCGAUUUCUAGCUCUUCUCACAGAAACCGAGGAUUGGUUGUAUGAAGAUGGGGAAGAUCAGUCCAAGUCAGUGUAUGUAGAAAAGCUUGAUGAACUCAAGAAACUCGGUGCUCCAAUUCAGAGAAGAUUUAAGGAGGCAGAACAGCGGCCAAAAACAUUUGAAGCACUAGGACAAAGACUUCAACAUUAUGCAAAAAUUGUAGAAGAAUACAGGAAUCAGAGUGAGACUUACCAGCACAUUAGCAGUCUCGAUAUGGAAAAAGUAGAAAAGUGUGUACGAGAAACCAUGGAUUGGAUGAGCAAUGCAAUGAAUGCUCAAUCUAAACAACCUCUGGAUCAGGACCCGGUUGUUCAUGUGGAUGAAAUCAAAGCAAAGAAUUCUCUAUUGGACAACACCUGCCAUGGAAUAGUUUCACAACCAAAACCAAAACCUGAAUCCCCAAAGGAGGAUAAACCAGUAAAUGGUAUAAAUCAAAAAGAGGACAAUCUCAAAAAGGACAAAGAAAAUACAGUCCCUCCUCAGCAAAACGGAGAUUGUUACACAAAUGAAAUGGAAUGUAAUUAAAGGACUAACUUUGUGAGAGUCUGUCAGGAUCUGUUCUUUUACCUGGAUCUCUAGUUGUGAAAAUUGUAAAUGAAGAUUUAUUCCAGAGUCUCUUGUUUCAAUAUUUCUGUAAGAUGUGACCAAACACUGUCUAAGGGACUAUUUAUUAUGACUUUUUUGACUUUACAUUUUUUUUUUUCCUUAAACGUGAGGUUUCUGUGUUUCCCUUGACUGUAUUACAUGGCACAUUGAUAGAUUAAUAUAUUUCCUUGAUAACAUAAAGAAAAAAAACAAAUUCCUGUGGAAUUAUGAUCUCAUAUCAAGCUGAGCUAACCUUUCAAAGCACAGAUGGCAUCUCAAAGUUCUGCUUUCUUAGAGGUCUGAGCUUUAUUUACUUGAGGAGCAGCAUAUUCAGCAAUUUUUAUUUAAUUUUUUUUGUAUACCCUAAAGUAAACCUCUAGGGAUUUAUUCACUAAAUGGUGCUCUGAAAACUAUAUAGCAAAGUUGGAGAAUGUUUGUUUUGUUUUUUGCUUAUGACUUGCAGGUUUGGUUUUAAGUUAACCACUUGAUCUGACUGGUGAGCAAGCAAAUCUAUAAAUGUUGGCAAGGUUCUACAUGGCGCGUGUUUUUUUUUU